AUGUCGCAUAUAAUUUCAGAGGCAUGGAUCCUUCCUAUUAUUACUCGCUUCUUUAAUGAGAAGAAAGCGUUUUACGAAGGUCAUAUUUUUCACGGACAAAUUACAAACAUUGAGUAUCGCCAAUAUGUGAAUAUCUUUAGAGCAAAGUUAAACGACCGGAAUAGCAUGGUUCAAUGCGAAUUAUCUCCUUCCCCCUUAAACCGCGUGCCCGAAAUGAAAUUAUUCGCUCCAUUUAUUAUUGUGAAGGCUUUUUCUGUCAUUGUGGACGUGAAGGCGCCUAACGAAGAAUGGAUGAUAUAUUUAAGUAUUAAAAAUUACGACGUUACUCACGGUUAUAUCAAUCCUCAACUUUUGGCCAGCUUUACGCCGAUUUGGAAGGAAAAGGCAAUCAAAAACGCGGUAAAAGCGCACGCAAACGCAUCGCAAAUUCCGGUUGAUUUGACUCUUGAACGUUUCCUAGAAGCAAUGGAGUCCUCAACACCGGCCUCGUUAUCAGGAGAAAGCUCUAGCAGAUCAACCAGUCAUAUAAGUGCGUUAACUGAUGAUUUUCUCGAAGAACUGGGUAUAUCGGUGACUCCAAAGUCACGUAAACAGCCUGAUGAACCCGCCGAGCAUACACGGGCAGAUGCAGAGAAACUUCAUGCGGCAAAGGUUGCAAUGAACUUGCCAAAGACUCACAGCUCACUAAUCUUAAGAAGACUAUUCGGAGAUCGUAUCAAACGUUUAGAGGAAUAUCUGUGCGAGAUGGUCGGACCGGAUGUUCACCUUGUAAUCAAAGAAGACAAUGAAGAAUAUAUUAGCUUUCUUAGGAAUUCGUACGCAUUCGCUUACAAGAUGGUGGAGCCCGCUUCGGAAAGUGUAGUAGAACAUUUCAGCCUGCCAAAUUUAGUAGAUAAGGUAGUUGAAGAUUCAAUAAUGGUCGGGGAGACGUUUUUGAGAAAUGUAUUACUGAACGGAUACAGACAGCAACGCGUUGGCAAAGAAAAAAUCACAGAGAAUUUCUACCCGAAUAGUCUCGUGGAAUACAUAAAGACUUCGACUUCAUGGCAAACGCUCUUUCGUAGAAUUGGGGCUAAAUUUGUAGAAUGUCUGCUAAAGAAUGCUGCAAUCUUUAUCGGAUUGGAUAAUGGCUGCUUCUUUCAGAUUACUGGUCCUCCGAUUAAUCACAACCUUAAUACCACGGUUCGCACUAACCCGGCUUUCAGUAAAAAGCGCGGUAGUGCAUUAGAGGUUGCCCACAUUGCUGGAAAGAAUUUCACAAAGAAACGACGUUUACACGAACCGAAACAGGACCUUGAUCCGGGAGUUUCUCAGCAAGAGUCGAUCGACAAGAACUUGCCCGAAACAUCUACUAUUGCUGAAUCGGAAAGUGCAGACGCGUCGAUCGCGGCAGACAACGUUUACGAAAAGCCGACGCGAACGUAUACAAAUCUAACAUUUUCCCCGUCAGCCCUAUUUUAUGCACGAGCGAAACGUACUCAGAAGCGAAUCUGGAUCGGUCUUUCCUUUAAACAUAUCUUUAACCGUAUUGUAAAAAUGAAAAAGGGAGGAAGAAAAGGGUACGGUGCCGCACACGUUAUGCGAUACAUAUUUCCUAAACAGUUUGGAAUGCCAAAUGUCUUUGAUACGGUACACCAAAAGGGAAUGGUUGUGAACGCUCUUGGCAACACAUUUUAUCGUGAGGCCGAUAUAAUGAUUGCUGGCGAGAAACCGGUCCCGAAGCAUCUCGUUCAUAUUGGAAAAGAUAUCGAAAAAAUUAUAAAUUCGCAUAAAAACUGCCCUUACCCGGCAUUUUAUGACCAAUGCUGUCCCAAAAAGGUCGCAGCAUUUGUUCACCGCGUCAUAAGACGGCUCGUCCCUGACACGUUCUGGGGUGACGUUGAGAAUAGAAACUCUGUUUUCGAGAAAAUUUAUAAAUUUAUUCGCUGUGGACGAAAUGAGUGUACGACUCUACAUGAGAUGCUCCAGGGAGUCAAGCUAAAGAAAUGUGAUUGGCUUGUAAGAGCAGUCCAAGACCAAGAUGCAGUCGCUAAAUCCCAAAAAAUGAGACAACUCCUUGGAGAAUUUAUUUGGUGGCUAAUGGAAUCCGUUGUUUGCUGCCUCCUCCGUACCUCUUUUUAUAUAACAGAAAGCGCCUCCCCCAAAAAGCGGGUUCUCUACUUUAGACAUGACGUAUGGGAAAUGAUUACCGAGAACAAGCGGAUGGAGUUGAUGAAAUCAACAUAUGUCGAGAUUCCCCAAGACAAGUUAUCAGAAUAUGAGGGGAAAACUCUGGGUUAUGCAUCACUUCGAUUGACUCCUAAGGUCGGUGGAUUUAGACCAAUUACAAAUCUAAAUAUGCCAGUUAGACGAAUAAAUGGAGCUCGUUCACAGAUACCCAGCGAAAAGGCUCCAUCUCCAAAUAAUUUAUUAUCAGAUGUAUUUAAUAUUUUGACAUUGGAAAAGUCGCGAGUGCUCGGCGAUUCCUAUAUCAGUGGCCUAGGAAGCGCCUGCGAGCAUCUAAAAGUCUUUAAAAAACGAUUGACAGAUCUGGUCGUCAGCCCGUUAUUAUACUUUGCAAAAGUUGACAUACAAGCAUGUUUUGACACGAUUAAUCAGAAUGUCCUUAUGGACAUUGUCAAGGACGUUGUCUUAAAGAGCGAAUGUUAUAGAGAUGCAAAUGUUUCGCUCGUUCGUUCAACCAGCGACAGUAUUACCAAGCAUCAGAUACGUCGGUCUGCAUACGCUGACAAUUUUACACAGUUUAGCAACGUUGCACAUGGACUGGCCGAGUCCAGACACAAUGCUAUUUUUGUUGAUGAGUGUGUCUACUAUAAAAAGUCGACAGACAAGCUUCUCGAUCUGUUAGAAGAACAUAUUGAUGACAAAUACUACAGACAACAUACUGGUAUUCCACAGGGUUCUAUAAUUUCAACAUUGCUGUGCAGUUAUUUCUUUAAUGAAAUGGAACAAGAAAAGUUUCCGUUUGUUCGUGAUGAGGACAGUCUGCUUCUCCGUUAUAUUGAUGACUUUUUAUUUAUAAGUCUCGACAAGGGAAAGGCAGAAAAAUUUUUAAGUGUGAUGUUUGAAGGACAUUCACAUUAUGGAUGCUUGGUAAACAAGGCAAAGAGUAUGACAAACUUUGAGACAGAAAUAUGUGGGCACAAAAUGGGUUAUGGCAGGGCCAUUGAAGAGCCUAUUGAUUUCCCAUGGUGUGGUGUCCUGAUAAAUACAAAGACAUUGGAAGUGAAGUGCGAUUAUUCCCGAUAUGUGAGCAUGCGUAUCCUUUAUGUGCAAGAAGCAAAAAAAAAUUCCACAAAUUCUGUAUCAACCGAGUUGUCUUGUUCUUACAUAUUAUGUCUGGCAGACAUGAAAGAUACAAUAUCAGUCAGCAUACAGAGCCCUAUUAAAACCCUCAAAAACAAGCUGAUUCAGAUGAUGCAUCCUGGUUGGCAGGACAUUUUUGUCAGCUUGGAUUUGAACACUAUACAGACAGUUUUCCUCAACCUCUAUCAGAAUUACAUAGUGGCAGCAAUCAAGUUUCGUCAUUAUCUGCAGACAUUGAGACAAUCUGGUCACCAUUUGGAUGGGGAGCCUGUUGCUGAAGCUAUAUAUUGCGCGUGUGAACAUCCGUGCGUGCUGAAGGUGCCGAGAAAUGCUGUGUUUGUGCCGCCCUUUAGGAAACGACAACUUAAAUGGCUUGGAUCACAUGCGUUUCUCCGUGUAUUUAAAAUGAUCAAGAAACAAUACCCAUGCCUAGUUAAGAAUUUGAAGAUAGCUAAGCAUCAGUAUUGCCGAGAAGAUGUCGAGGCACUUUGUUUUGCCUCUGACAUAAAUAAUAGCGAGACAUUGAAGACGUUACUAUACGGUGCUGAUAUUCAAAUCUGA
Molecule: messenger RNA, 3867 nt
Organism: Paraglomus occultum
Lineage: Eukaryota; Fungi; Glomeromycota; Glomeromycetes; Paraglomerales; Paraglomeraceae
Source: the annotation of a GenBank genome assembly